AUGUACCAACUGGACAACUACUGGUCGCUUCUCGAGUUCGGAAUCACCAUCAAACGGCAUGCUCCGUACUUUUUUGUCACCGUCACCAUGCCUAUGGUAAGUUCAAUUUUUUUAAAUUUUUUAUUUUAUUUAAUUUUGUUAAAAAGAACAGACAAGGUUAGACUUGAAUUUUUAAGGGAUACACGGGCUUUCUAGCAGGCUUUUUUAAGGCUUUUGAGACUCUUUGGUCAAAAAUUAGCAAAAAAUUGAAUUUUUUGAUCAAAAAUUGGCAAAAAAAUAAAAUUUUUUUGCGAUUUUUGGAAUAAAAAAGUCGUGGUAUAUUUCUAAUGGUGAGUAUAGUAUUUCCACAAAAAAAUCAAUUUUUCCCAGCAAAACUCGCAAAGAUAUCGGCAAAAAAUGCCCUUUGUCUGGCCGCUCUCCCCAUUUCUCGUGCUCUCUCCGAAAAAAUAUUGCCUCAUAUCUCGGCUGCCGCUGUAAAUUGAUGGAUGAAAUUUUCUAGGAUUAAUUUGUAAUGUAUACAGAACAUAUAUACUAGAUUUGAAAAAAAAAUUAUCGAAAAAAAUUUUUUAAUUUCUUUUAAAAUUUUACAUUUUUACAUCUAAAAAUGUAAUUUUACAUCCACCACAUCCCCGAAAAAGGAUCUAUUCGGAUUAAUCGGAUAUCAGAUGUAGAUUUACAUCCAUUUCCACCUACACUUUUUUUGAGCCCAAAUCCAGUGCAAAUCCGGUCGAUAAUCCGGAGAAAUUGGAAACAAAAAAUGUAAAAUUACAUUUUCCUUUGUGACAUAAAGAAAGAAAAUUUUUGAGGAAAAAAUUUUUUUUAUACUGCAUCAAUUUUUGGAUUAAAAAUUUUUGGAAAAUCAAAAAAAAUUUUAUUUUGCGACGAGUCAAAUCACGAGUGACAAGACAAUAAGAUUGUUUGCUAAUGACUAAUUAGUGGAUGAAAUUUGAAUACCAAGAAGAUAUGGAAACGUCAAAGGAAAGGGGUGAGGGACGUAAUUGGAUUAAUUUUUAAUAAGAAAUUGUUUGUCAAAAUGGAUAAACAAUUUUGGGAAUGGAAAUCGUCAAUGUUGGCAUACUGUAGCAUCGAUUUAAUAGAAAGUUAAAAAGUUCUACACUAUUUUUGUUCAACGAGAAAAAAAUGGAAAGAAAAAUGAUUUGGCAAAAAUUCACAAGGGUCCCAAGUCUAGACGUGGCUCGCAAGGCCUCUGGAGCCGGGUCCAGCGAGUUGGAAACGAUCCGAGGCCGGGCCUUUCUUCUCUGGCCUCCAACUGGGCCUCGGCAGGGCCCCAAAUCGGCCCUCAAUGGCUGUGCCGAGCGAACUUAAAGGGGGCCGAGGCCGGUCCGAACUAGACAUGGCUCGUCGGCCGGCCCGGGCCGAAAAUCUCGGCCCGGCCCGUCGGCCUGAAGGGUUCCGGCCGGCCCGGCCCGUUUCAAAUUUUCCGUCGGCCCGGCCCGUUUUAAAUUUGCUUCGGCCCGGCUCGGGCCGGCCCGGGCCAUUGAAACGAAAGUCUCCCCAAGUCUAACUCCUUACGACCAAAUUUUUUUGGUCAUAAGGAAUACUGUGUUCCAUAGCUAUCUAAAAACAAAAAGCCCUUUAAAAAACCAAUUGUGUCUUGACAUUUCGUUUAUUUUCGUUAUCAAACCCAAUUUUCGCUUCGAGAUUCUGGAUUUUAAAUAUUUCGGGCCGGGCCGAAACGCCGGCCGGUCGACGGGCCGGAAAUGGUCCGGCCGGCCCGGCCGAUCUGAAAUCGGGCCGACGGGCCGAAAUUUCGGCCCGGCCCACGGCCCGGCCCAGGCCGGCCCGGCCCGGGAGCCAUGUCUAGUCCGAACCCUUCGGGCCCAUGUCUAGUCCGAACCCAAAGCCUGUCGCAAUGCUAAGAUUUCCUUUGAAUUUUACACACAUUUCGGGCACAGACUCCAUAUCAAUUCCUCAAAUUUUUAUCUCGCGCUUUGCAGGGAGAGCCGAGAUAUUCAACGAUCUCAGCGGUCAAGAGGGCAGGCGAAAAACGUGGAGGAAAGAGAAACUUUUUGGCCAAAUCUUUGCCAGUUUCGCAUGGACAAAACUCAUUUUUUUGUGGAAACAAUGAAAAUACAGUAGAAAUAGCUAUGAUAUUAUUUGUCAAGCCAAAAAAAGUAUAGCCAACUUUCGGACAAAAAAAUCUCGGUUCUCGCAUAUAUCUUCGAAGCCAUUAAUCUAACGUAAAUUUUUGACAAGUUUUAUCAGUCUGUCGGGAAAAUAAUGAACCUAAUAUCGUUGCGCCGAUCGCGUCGCUGAAGUGAAAAGCAAUUUGAUUUUGUCGCGAGACAAUUCAUUUUCCCAGCGGUGAUGUGAUUUCCUCUGCGACAGAGUGUUCAUUAUUUUCCCGACAUAUUGAUAUUCAAAUCUGCGCGUCGCAUUUUUUCACUUCCUCUUCCAUUCCAACUUUUCUUUGAAAUCUCUCUAAGCUGAUCUUAUAAUUGAUCCAUCCGGCUUGUCACCAGUCUCAUCCUUCCAUUUCCGACCGUACCCCCACAUCCGUUGAAGCGAAUAAUCUUUGGCGGAUCUUAGAAUCGGGUAAAUCACCGUCUGCAAGGCGAAAAAAUAAUCCAGUCAACAACGAUGAAGCCAUAAAAAAGAAUUAAAAUUACAUCAUACGAACAAGACGGCCGCGAUAAUGCCUGAGGGUCUUAAGAACGGUGAUGACUAAGGAAGAGAGGGUUAAGCUCCAUAGUAAAGUAUAAUUAAUUGAGUAGGAAAUUAGGUGCAAGUUCAGUGAGCAAAAACAGGGAAUAUGUACUUGAAGGAUCGAAGGGUUCGCGUCCCAAAUUUUCGGGUCAAUGACAGUUCGGGGGCAACAGAAAACUGAUCGAUACUGGAGACCAGAGAUUGCCACGGUCAAAAUUUUGGCUCCAGCUCCGGCUCUUAGCUCCCAGAGCCGGAGCCAAGGUCAAACUUGCAGCCCCGGCUCCGGCUCCCAGCUCCCUGCAAAAUUUAAAAAGGUCUUCGGCUCCGAACCCCGGCUCCUAUGCAAAAUUUUUUUUCGAAAAUAAAAGUUAUUAGUGGUCAAACAGCCAACGUUUUUGCAGCCAAGUCGUACGCAACACAUCCUUCCCAGUAUUUUUCAAGCAAAUUGAUUUAACAAGAUCACGAAAUUUUUUACUUUUCUGAACGCUGAGAAGCCUGGCUCCGACUUUGGGCUCAGGAGCCGGAGCCGCACCCAAAAUUUCCGGCUUUGGCUCCCGGCAACCAAGAGCCGGCUCCGGAGCCGUGGCAAUCUCUGGUUGUAAAAAGUGCCUGCGAGAACUGGCAAAGCCGCGGGAUGGUCGGCGAAGACUCGGCGGAGACUUGCAAUAUGUCCAUUUUUACUAAUUUUAGCUACAUACUACUAACGUUAGUUUUCUUUACUCUGAGUUAUUGUAACGUAUAACAGACCAAAAUUUGCGGCAAAAAACAAAGAUCCGUGGCUAUUGUAUAGUUACUAUGAAAAAUUUCGGACGAUUCCGGCCGGGAAUUUUAGAAUUUUCCGAUUCCGAUCCACGAAUUUCAAAAGUUAGGUUUCGGUUUACUUCACUUUAUGAUAGAAAAAAUAAAAAAAAAUUUUAUCUUCUGAUCUUCCGGAGUCCCUCCGCGUACGGCAAGUUAUACGAUGAUACGGAUGUUAUGAUAGAAAAUCUUGAUCAAAGUCUAUUUUUUAAUGCCCGGAGGGCCAAAUUUGAAAUUCGGCCGGUUUAGGCCGCGAUUUUUGGGAUUUUUUUCCAAAUCGACAGUUUAAUAGGCCGAAAUUUCUAACGCGAUUUUUUUAGGAACCCCCCAAAAAAAAGUGUCUCGGAGUACUUUAGCUUAUUGGAUAUCUUUUUAGAUAGAAAAAAUUACCCAAGAAUUUGAGUCAAAGUGCCGAGUCAUACGAUGAUACGGAUGUCCCGGUUCUCCUUAUAUGUUCCAAUUUUUAGCCUUUUGUUUCCGCCAAAAAAAGGAAAUCCAAAUUGCUGGGGGCGAAGAAUUGGGCUACGUUUUGUUCUCCGAAUUUUAUUUUAUUUCUCAAAUGCGCUUUUUUGAUGAUUAUCACUGAUUUCCCAAAAAAAAACUGUCAUGAUGACAAAACUUAAAAAAUAAAAAAAAGGAAGUUCAAAUUGCUUGGGGCAAAGAAUUGGGCCAAGUUUUUGUUCUCAAAAUUCUGAUUAUCACAGAAUUUAAAAAAUAUUUCAUGAUGACAACGCUUAAAGAACGAUUUUUGUCUUUUUUUAAAAUUCAAGCCCUGCGGCAGUGUCUCGAGGAUUAUCGUUGAAGCCGAAAAAAGCGCUUUUACUGAUGUCUGCACAAAUUUUGAAUGUCUUGUUGGGAAUUAAAAUAGAUUUUGGAACUAAUCUGCAAUUGUGGGCUUCAGAUUAGUUCCAAAAUUAAUUUUACUUCCGCAAAAAACACUCAAGAUUUGUGCAGACAUCAGUACAUGUAAGAGCACUUUUUUCGGCUUCAGCGAUAAUCCUCGAGACAUUGCCGCAGGGCUUGAAUUUAAAAAAAAAGACAAAAAUCGUUCUUCAAGUUUUGUCAUCAUGUGUCACGACUUCGCGUGCGAAUUUGCAUAUUCCCACGGAAUGACCGACAAAUUGGUAUAAAAGGAAGAGAAAUCGACAAUUAUGAUGGUAUUAUUUUGUGUUUUGUCUUUUCCCGCUUAUGCGGUUGGUGUCCAAUAAAGUCUACGGUAUUUUCUAUUUGUCUAUUGAUUUGUCUAUGGUCUCUUGUGUUGGUGGAGUCAAGCAUUGUGAGUUCAUUUGUGAAGUUGUUGCCUAGGGCAUAGUUAGUUGUAUUGUCGCUUGUUUGAAUUGUCGUUGUAUUGGCUUGAGAUCUUAGGUAGAACUAGAUUAGGGGCCCUUAUUACUUGACCUAUAUCAAGGUCUUGACACAUGACAUAUUUUUUGAAAUUCUGUGAUAAUCAGAAUUUUGAGGACAAACCUCGGCCCAAUUCUUCGCCCCCAGCAAUUUGAACUUCCUUUUUUGGCGGAAACAAAAGGCUAAAAAUUGGGAAAUAUGAAGAGAACCGGGAAAUUCGUAUCAUCGUAUAACUCGGCACUUUGACUCAAAUUCUUGGGUAAUUUUUUCUAUCUAAAAAGAUAUCCAAUAAGCUCAAGUACUCCGAGACGCGCUUUUUUUGGGAGGUUUCCAAAAAAUCGCGUUCGAAAUUUCGGCCAAUUGAACUGUCGAUUUGGAAAAAAAUCCCAAAAAUCGCGGCCGAAUUUCAAAUUUGGCCCUCCGGGCAUGAAAAAUAGACUAUUCAUCAAGAUUUUUUAUCAUAAAAAAGAAAGUAAGGUCUAACGUAUAGAUUUAUAGCAAAAAAUCCUAACAAGGGAAGUACUCCAAGUGCGACGCUCAGAUUUUCUUUAAAUUUUGCACACACGUCGGGUAUGGACUAAAUAUCAAUUCCUGAAAGGUUUAGCUCGCGCUUUGCGGGCGCCGGCGCGAUAUAGAACAGUUUUUGCCGCCGAGAGGGCACGCUAAACGUGGAGAGCGGUCAGAGAGAAAAGCGCUUUUUGGCCAUAACUUUGGCAGUUUAGAGCGGAAAAAUUCGAUUUUUUGUAGAAACAUUAUCCUUUACGGUAGAAAUAGGCAUGAAACUUUUCGUGCCAAAGUUCGGCAAGAAGUCCUAUAUUUUGGCCGACUUUCGAUCUAAAAAUCUCGGUUGUUUCUGCAAAGCGCGAGGUAGGAUUCUCGCAUAUAUCUUAGAAAAAAAUUAUUCAAAAUUUGUGCCAAGUUUCAUCGAAAUCUGAGCGUCGCACUUGGAGUACCCUGUAAAAAAGAAAAUUUUUUCUAUCAAAAAAUACAGUAAUCCCCAACCUGCCCCUUUAUAACAAAAAUUUCGAAAAAUCGCAGCCGAACUUGCAAACUCCCCCCUCCGGGCAUUAAUUGAAUAUCCGCCAUGAUAUGGCUCUCUAAUCACGGCCCAAAAAAAAGUUUUUGUUUUUCUGUUUCUGCAAAUUGGAUUACUCUGUUCUUUAAACUUGUAAACGCGAAAUUGCAUCAGAAACAGGGACAAUGCCUCCGGCAAAUUGGCGGAACAAGGUCCAAAUUUAAGCCAUUUUCGGGCCACUGGGAAAUUAAUUUUAUUGUUAAAAAACUAGCGAAAUAAAACAAAAAUUAAAAAAAAUAUAACGAAAUAAAACAAAAAAUAAAAAAAACCAAACAAAAUCUCGAUAUUUUUGCGGAGGACGCGACGUAUCGUAUUUUAUGUGCAUACAAACAUAUAAUAGUUAAUUUUAAAUUAGCCUUACUUAUCUGAGAAAGUGCGUAAGCAGCUACCGUAAUUUCGCUAUAAUGGAACCUCCUCAAUAGGACGAAAAUUGACCUCGAGAAAGCCAAAAAAAUAUUGGUCUUAUUGAGGGAGAUGACGAUAUGGAAAUAAAUAUAAUAGCCUGAGGCAAAAUAGAAGAUAAAAAAAGGAAAAAUAUUGAAAAAAUAGAGGAAAAAUAGAUAAAAAUGCCGGGAUUUUUUAACAAAAAAAAUAUAAAAAAAUCACAGGAGAAGUGAAAAAAAACACCACCCAGACGAGCUUAUGGGCUUUCGAAUUUUUUCCACUUUCCCUGAGAUUAUGAUGAAACCUGGUCCGAGUUUAGAUGUAUUUUUUAAAGGUCCAGAGACGGACCUGAUCCAAUGGCAAAAAAUGCGCCAUUCUGCAUCCGGGAAGUAUCAAAAAAUGUGGCAAAAUGCUUCCCUCUCCACGUGAAAAACACUCCGUUUUGAAGGGCGCCUUCAAAUUUCUCUCACAAGAAGAGCAGGAGCGCUUUUGAUAUCGGAGCUUUUUCACUUGGAGAAGGAGGCAUUUUGCCACAUUUUUUGAUACUUCCCGGAUACAAAAUGGCACAUUUUUUGCCUCUGGAUCAGGUCCUUCACUGUAUCUACGAAAUUUGAAGAAGAUCAAAUUUUGUAUUAAUAGAUACAUCACAUCUCAUGCCAUUUUCGACUCCUAUUAAUGUGUCUAAUUAGUACUAUAUCACUCUUUGCUUCCCUUCACUUCCUAUGACAUCAUGUUUAAAAGCUCACGUACAUCCACCCUCAUUUAGUUCCAGUGUUAGAACUGACUUUUAAUCCUCCGAAAACAUCACCCAGACGGGCUUAACUUUGCCAUUACUAUACACUAUGAUAAAAUCUUUGAUAAUAGUCGCAAAGACAAAAGAUAAUCUUGUUUUGUCCAUGAUCUUUCAUACAGUAGUCAUUUCCUAUUGUUUUUUUAUUUAUUGCGUGUGAGUUUUAAUGCCAAGAUGGUGUCCAUGAACGAGGAACUUUUUUGGGAUGAUUUGAAAUUCAAAGAAAAUUUUUGAAUUUACACGGAAUGUACUCCAAAUGCGGCGGUCAGAUUAUGAUUGACUGAAAUUCAGAAUAAUUUUUUCCAGGACAUAUGAGCGAUUUCUAGCCUACGCUUUGCAGAAAUGACGAUCAAAAGUUGGCAAAAAAUACAAUGGGAGACCUGGUCCAGUGGCAAAAAACGUACCAUUUUGCAUCCGGGAAGUAUCAAAAAUGUGGCAGAAUACGUCCCUUUUCAAGUGAAAAAACUCCGAUUUCAAAAGCGCACCCGCUCUUUUUGUGAGGGACCCCUUCAAAACCGAGUUUUUUAGUUGAAGAGGGAGGUAUUUUGCCACAUUUUUGAUACAUCCCGGAUACAAAAUGGCACGUUUUUUGCCACUGGAUCAGGUCUUUUUUCCUCCGAAACCCGUCUGAACGCUUUAUCUGCAUAAAAAUCCGGCGGAUUCGAUUAUAAAAACAUAAAAAAGGAGUUCCCGGUGAGUCAAAGAUGAGAAAUUCGAACGCUUCGGCAAGUUACAAUGGCGGACCUGAUCCAGUGGCAAAAAACGUACCAUUUUGUAUCCGACGGGUAUCAAAAAAUGUAGCAAAAUACCUCCCUCUCCAAGUGAAGAAACUCCGUUUUCAAAAGCGCUUUUCAAACCGGAGUUUUUUACUUGGAGAGGGAAGCAUUUUGCCACAUUUUUGAUACUUCCCGGGUGCAAAAUGGUACAUGUUUAGCCACUGAAUCAGGUCCUCUACUACAGUCAUCGGGCUAGAUUCUUACCUCACAGUUGAUUCAGCUUCGGGCCAGCUCGAUAGCCUUUUUUUUGGCUGUAGCUCAAUUGACUUUUUUUGCGCAGUGCAAAGGCCAAAAACCACGCCAGCGACAUUACGAACGGACUAUAUAGUAUUGUCUUUUCUAAAUCCUAUAUUCGCAGAAGUGUUUUGUUUUCCCCCUGUAUAUACGGUGUAUAUAUUCCUUGUAUUGGUUGUAAAUAUUCCUGCGACUAACACCGUCUUAGCCAAAUCCCUGAACCGGUUAUAACGAUGAGACAGCUCGUCGGGGGGAAGGCGGCUAAUCUCCCUGAAGCAACUUAUGAAAUAAUUAUUUAAAAGCAUUUGACGCAACCGCUGUAAUUAGUCAUGCCCUCCAUAACUAAUUGGGAGGGUAAACAUUGUAAUUGGAAAAUUGGUGAUAAACAAAAGCCAAGGAUUAAAAUAGAACUUCCAAACAUAUAACAACAGGAUGUCUGGAGAAUUACAUAAUAAUUUUAGUCUGUCGGGAAAAUAAUGUGGAUUUGUCGCAGCAAAAUUUCUCGCCUCCUCGAGGUCGUGCAUGAAAUCUCCGCGACUAGCCGUCGCAAAGCCAUGAUAGGCGAUUCCAAGGCGUGAGAAAUCCACAUUACUCUCCCUACAGACUGAUAACAUAUGGGAGCAAAAUCUCGAGCAUUGUUAGUAAAACGUGUCUUUUAUAGUGAAUUGGCGAACUUAUGCAAAUUUGGGGCUUAGCGCCAACAGUUAGGAAAAAUUAAGUUUCUAUAAAAGAUUUUAUAUUGAUUUAGACAUCAGAAGGUGGCUUAAAGAAAUACUGAUUUCACUAAAGAAUAACGUUAACGGAAGCUCUGGAUUUUACACCUAUAGAAAGUGCAUAAAGAGAUUUGAGAGUGUCUCGGGGAAAUAAUGUGGAUUUUGAGCAGAAAAAUGUCGCAUCUGCUCGCGGUCGCAUAUGAAAUCUCCAGGCUAGAUGAAGGGCGAUUUCAACGCGCCUUGAAUUCACAUUAUUUUCCCGACAAACUCAUAUCGCGUCAAGCACAAACUACUUAUCGCGAAGUGUCAAAAAUUGAUCGAUUUACAGGUAGAACUAUCUGUAUCUAUCAAAAAAAAAAGAAGUAAAACAAAUGUCGGCUAAUAUUACGAUAUUCACCGUUCGCAAAGUCGCUAGAGUGAUUUUGGCGACAUAUAAAAAAACCAAAGUUCACAUUGGACAGUGCAAACAGAGCUUCAUUUUUCACAUGCAAUGGGCUUUUUUGAUCCUUUGCUCUCACUCAAAGCGGCCAUAGAUCAAGCCCACAAUACGAGCAGCAAUAAACUAUAAAAUUUUCGAAUAUAUGUAUAAGUGAAGUCAUUGUUUACACAGCGCUUAUGAAGGUUGCGAUAUUAAAACAUGGCAAUUUCUUUUUCAUUCCCUGCGCCUAAAACAACAAAAAUGCGUCUACAAGAAAAAAAAGUAGACUACAUCAAAAUAUCACAAUAAAAGCGAGCUGUCUUGUUUGUAUUUUUUCGAUAAAUUUGUUACUGUGCGACUGCGGUGAGGCGAGAAUUUUUUCUACGACAAAUCCACAUUAUUUUCCCAACAGACCGAAACUGGAGAGGAGACGGUGAAAGGAAAAAUUUGCAACUUCAGCCGAGUAUUUAACAAUCCUUGCGAGAGAGCGCGGAAAAUGAGGAGAGCGGUCAGAAAAAAUCUUUAUCCACCAAAUCAGCAUAUCAGUCUGUCGGGAAAAUAAUGAGCAUAAUGUCGCUGCGGCGACCUAAUCGCUGAAGUGAAAAAGCAAUUUUAUUUUGCCGCGACACAAUUCAUGUUCCCGCGGCGAUGCGAUUUUUGUUUCAACAAAAUGCUCAUUACUUUCCCGACAAGGUGAUAUUAACAUUUCUACCACAGUGGCUGAUGUUUGCACAAAAAUUUUUUUUAACCGGCAAAGACUUCACUUAUUAUGUAUAUAGUUGGCACUUUACUUUUACGGUCGCUUUGUCCAGCCCACUUGCUAUUAUUUUCGCACGCCGGGUCUUUGAACUCUAUAUUUCUACACAGUCUGGAAUACUCGAUUAUCCUUUUGGGUAUUAAACAAUAAGUGGUGCGGGAAAAACGAAGCCGAAAAUAAUCAGACUCAUUAAUUUCGAGGCUGUUUUCACCGUUACCUCUUGCACUUUUGACAGCUUUUACGAAUGCUGACAAGUGUGCAAGAAAAGUGAGGGUGCGAGCGACACCCGAAAACCCCACAAACAGUGGCCUGAUCUAGCGACAAAAAACGUACCAUUUUGCAUCCGGGAGGUAUCAAAAAUGUGGCCAAAUACCUCCCUCUCCAAAUUAUUACAGGGGAAGUACCGCAAGUGCGACGCAUAGAUUUUGAUGAAACUUGACACAAAUUUACAAUAAUUUGACAUACAUAGUGGCGGACCUGAUCCAGUGGCAAAAAACCUACCAUUUGCAUCUGGGAAGUUUCAAAAGAUGUGGAGGUUUUCUGAGCUGGAGAGGGAGGCAUAUUGCUACAUUUUUUGAUACUUUCCGGAUGCGAAAUGGUAUGUUUUUUGCCACUGGAUCAGGUCCGUCACUGCAAAAAGAUUACUCUAAAUUUGUGCAGAGUUUCAUCAUAAUCUGAGCGCCGAAUUUGGAAUACAUUCCGUGGAAAUUCAAAAAUUUUCUUUGAAUUUCAAAUCAUCCCAAAAAAGUUACUCAUUCAUGGACACCAUCUUGGCAUUAAAACUCACACGCAAUAAAUAAAAAAAACAAUAGGAAGUGACCACUGUAUGAAAGAGCAUCGACAAAACAAGAUUAUCUUUUGUCUUUGCGACUAUUAUCAAAGAUUUUAUCAUAGUGUAAUAGUAAUGGCAAAGCUAAGCCGUCUGGGCGAUGUUUUCGGAGGAUUAAAAGUCAGUGCUAACACUGGAACUAAAUGAGGGUGGAUGUACGUGAGCUUUUAAACAUGAUGUCAUAGGAAGCGAAGGGAAGCAAAGAGUGAUAUAGUACUAAUUAGACACAUUAAUAGGAGUCGAAAAUGGCGUGAGAUGUAAUGUAUCUACAAAAUUUGAUCUUCUUCAAAUUUCGUAGGUACAGUGACGACUUGAUCCAGAGGAAAAAAAUGUGCCAUUUUGCAUCCGGGAAGUAUCCAAAAAUGUGGCAAAAUACCUCCCUCUCCAGGUGAAAAACACUCCGAUUUCUAAAGGGUGCCCGCUCUUUUUUUGAGGGACCCUUCAAAACGGAGUGUUUUUCGCGUGGAGAGGGAGGCAUUUUGCUACAUUUUUUGAUACUUCCCGGAUGCAGAAUGGUACAUUUUUUGCCACUGGAUCAGGUCCGUCUCAGGACCUCUAAAAAACAAAAAAAAAUGAAAAAAAUCAGAGGAGAGGUGGACAAAACAUCACCCAGACAAGCUUACGGGCUUACGAAGUUUUUCCACUUUCCCUGAGAUUAUGAUGAAACCUGGUCCGAGUUUAGAUGUAUUUUUUAAAGGUCCAGAGACGGACCUGAUCCAAUGGCAAAAAAUGUACCAUUCUGCAUCCGGGAAGUAUCAAAAAAUGUGGCAAAAUGCCUCCCUCUCCACGUGAAAAACACUCCGUUUUGAAGGGUCCGUCACAAAAAGAGCGGGUGCGCUUUUGAGAUUUUUGCAUCCGGGAAGCAUCAAAAAUGUGGCAAAAUGUCUCCUUCUCCAAAUGAAAAAGCUCCGUUUUGAAGGGCGCCUUCAAAUUUCUCUCACAAGAAGAGCGAGAGCGCUUUUGAAAAAACGGAGUUUCUUCACUUGGAGAGGGAGGCAUUUUGCCACAUUUUUGACACUUCCCGGAUCCAAAAUGGUACUAUUUUUGCCACUGGAUCAGAUCUGUCACUAUAUCAGUCUGUCGGAAAAAUAAUGUGCAAUUUUCGAUCCGACAGAAUGCUCAUUAUUUUCCCGACAGACUGAAUACCGCUAUAUUAAUCUCUGCUCGAUUACAACGCGUUUUGCGUGUCGUUCCUCCGGAAAUCAGUUUAUAAAUUAAAAUCAAUUAAAUUCCAAAGUUUUUGCUGUAAAAUUACAAUUUUAACACGCGGUUUAGAUUACAUUUUACGCAAUAUCGACGUAGAAUACAUAGGUUUGAGCACGUUUUUCACGCAAAGAUUUUACGAAAUUGAGAUUUUUUCGCAAAAAAAUUUUUUUUUAAUUUCAAAAUUUUUUAAAACCAAAAAAUUUCGUGACAAAAAAAUUGAGUUCCAAGAAGAGCACAAUGUCAUUUCGCAAUCGGCAUUCGACAUUUCGGGUGUCAUUUCGUGUCGGAACGUAGAAUUUUUUAUCCGCUCACAUGUCUGCGUGUGUCAAACAACAAAAACUGAAAUUUUAAUUCGAAUACAACAAGAAAUCGGUAGAAAAAUGAGUAAACAAAUUGAGAAAACACUGUCAGGAGAUUGUGUUACCAUUAAAUUCACCAACUUGACUAUCAAAGAGCAGAAUUUUUAAGGUUUGACAAGAGAGUAGGCAAAAUCCGGAGAGCGGGCAGAGAAAAACCCCUUUUCUGGCCUUUCUCUGCCAAUUUCAGGUCCAAAAAGAGGAGUUUUAUGGGGGAAAAGUUGUACAUGUUAGUGGAAAUAGAGCUAUGAGAUUGCCGACCGAGAUUUUGAGGUCGAAAAGUGGGAAAAAUGUCACUCUUUUUUGCAAAUUUUAACAUGGAAAUUUUCGGUUGAGCCUGAGCUCUCCCCCUUUUCUGAACUCUCCCCUUUUUCAACUCUGCCCCAAAAAUGCGGAACUCUCCCCCUUUUUUGAUUUUCACCAAAAAAUCUGAACUCUCCACUUUUUUGAACACUCCCCCAUUUUGAAAACAGGAAAAACGAGGUGUGACAUGUUAUACGAUGAAAUUUUUUUUCAAAUUGAGAAAAAUGAGGUGUGACAUGUUAUACGAUUAAAAUUUUUAGUCAAAUUGAAAAAAAUGAAGUUUGACAUGUUAUACGAUGAAAAGUUUUUUUCAAAUUAAAAAAAAAUGAAGUUUGACAUGUUAUACGAUGGAUUUUUUUCAAAUUAAGAAUGUCACACCUCAUUUUUCUCAAUUUGAAAAAAAAAUCCAUCGUAUAACAUGUCACACCUCAUUUUUAUCAAUUUGAAAGAAAUUUAUAUCGUAUGACAUGUCACAUCUCAUUUUUCUCAAUUUAAAAAAAAUUUCCAUCGUAUAACAUGUCACACCCCAUUUUUUCAAUUUUCAAAAUGAGGGGAAGUGUUCAAAAAGGGGAGGGUUCAUUCAAGAGGGAGUGUUCAAAAAGGGGGAGAGUUCAGAAAAAAGGGAGAGUUGUGCCGCAACGGAAAUUUUCAUGCCUAUUUCUACCGUAGAGAGUAAUGUUUCCACAAAAAAUCAAUUUUUUCUCCACGAAACUGGCAAAGAUACGGUCAAAAAAUGUCUUUCUUUCUGGCCGCUCUCCUCGUUUUGCGUACUCGGCCGUAAAGAUCGUUGAAUAUCUCGGCUGUCGCUGCCAAUUGCGAGCUAAUAUUUUCAGGAAUUGAUGUGAUAUCUACUUCCAAAGUGUGUCCAAAAUUUGAAGAAAAUCUGUACGUCGCGCUUCAAGCUAUCCAACAUUUUUUGACACUUUAUUCCUCGGUUCAUGCUGAUUUAAAAUUCGCUUCUAAAGAAUUCCGUCUCCAAAAGUAACUCGGUCUUAUGGUAGUCAACAAAAGACUGCUGAAAAUACCCGCUUAGGCGUUGAAAUGAAUGUUUUAUAAGGUAUUAAUUAUUCGAAUAGACGGCGAAAAGCGGGCUCCAGUCGAAUGUUGACAAUCAAAAUGUGACUGGCGCAUGAUAAAAAAAAUAGAGUUCCUGGUAAAUUUGUAAUGUUUUGAGAAGAGGAAAAACAUUGAUUUCAAAAUGUAAAAUACGGAACAAAAAAGUAGAAAAAAAAAAUUUUUAGGGUUUGAUGAUAUUACAAGUUAAGUAUAAUACCUUCAAGUAAGAAGCUCAGAUUUGCCUUAAAUUUUGCACAUACGUUGGACAUAGGCCACGUGUCAAUUCUUGAAAAUUUCAGGUUGCGAUUUGCAGGGAGCGCCGAGAUAUUUGAACGAUCUUUGCGGCCGAGAGAGUACGGAAAACAAGGGGAGCGGUCAGAGAGAAAGAAACUUUUUGGCCGUAUCUUUGCCAGUGUUGCUCAAAAAAAAUUGAUUUUUUGUGGAAACAUUACCCUCUACAGUGGAAAUAUUCUUGAAAUAGUGUCACAUUUUUUCCAACUUUCGAUCUAAAAAUGUCGGCGGUUUCUGCAAAACGCGAGCUGGGAGGCUAGAAUAUAUUUUCUUGCUAGAAAAACUAUUCCAAAUGUGUGCCAAGUUUGCCUGUCAGCUGGGGAUUUUCAACGCAAAAUCUAAAAUUUUCAGAAAUUGGUCUAAAUGGGGACUUGAUCCAGUGGCAAAAAACGUGCCAUUUUGCAUCCGGGAAGUAUCAAAAAUGUGGCAAAAUGCUUCCCUCUCCAAGUGAAAAAACUCCGGUUUCAAAAGCGGCCCGCUCUUUUUGUGAGGGAGCCCUUCAAAACGAUGUUUUUUCACUUGGAGAGGGAAGCAUUUUGCCACAUUUUUGAUGCUUCCCGUAUGCAAAAUGGUACGCUUUUUGCCACUGGAUCAGGUCCGUCACUGUAGUACAAGUUAUACCCAUAAUUUGAAGCUCUCUUCGCCAAUUUCUUAUGCUAAGAAUUUCUCGAGCAGCCCUUUCGAUCUCUUGAUCCGGAAUUUGUAAUGAAAGCCCCAAUUAACUUUUUCUUCUCUCCACUUUUAUCCAAACAUUUCGCACGUAAACGCACAAACGGAUGCUCAUGGGAAAUUCAGCCCUCCUCACAGUAAAUUGCCCAAAAACGGAAGCGUAAAACACAGAAAAUUGCCGGAAAUUUUGGAGCAAAAGUCAAUUAGCUAUUAUCGGGAGAAUAAAUCUUCUGUUAACACUCCAGGAAAAUAAAAACAGGGGUGUAAAAAGACGUACUUUACAAUAACAAUCUGUGCACAGAUAUCUGUGUAGAUCAACGUAAAAAUUUUCAGCUGACCUCGGUGUUCCUUUCGCUAGUCGUUUUCUGGAUCGAAGACCUCUCCCAGGCGGCGUUGAUCUCGCUCUUCUCCCUCUUCAUCCACUGCUUUGCGGGAUGGUCGAUGGUCAAGCAGAUCCCGCCUGGAAAUGGGACCAUGCCCGAUAUUUGUAAGUUUUUGGACCUCUGUUCAACAAAUCUUCGCUACGACUUUUCGAGGAUACUUGAUGGGUUGAGCCUGAACUCUCCCCCAAUCUGAACUCUCCCCCUUUUUCAACUCGCCCCCAAAAAAGGCGGAACUCUCCCCCUUUUUUGAUUUUCACCAAAAAAUCUGAACUCUCACCUUUUUUGAACACUCCCUCAUUUUGAAAAAUGAAAAAAACGAGGUGUAAUAUGUUAUACGACAAAAAAUUUUUUCAAAUUGAGAAAACGAGGUGUGACAUGUUAUACGAUGAAAAUUUUUUUCAAAUUGAGAAAAAAGAGGUGUGACAUGUUAUACGAUGAAAUUUUUAAAUUGAGAAAAAUGGGAUGUAACAUGUUGUAUGACGAAAAUUUUUUUCAAAUUGAAAAAAUGAGGUGUGACAUGUUAUACGAUGAAAAUUUUUUACAAUUUGAAAAAAAUAGGUGUGACAUGUUAUACGAUGAAAAUUUUUUUUCAAAUUGAAAAAAAUAGGUGUGACAUGUUAUACGGUGAAAAUUUUUUUUCAAUUUGAAAAAACGAGGUGUGACGUCUUAUACGAUGCAAAUUUUUUUCAAAUUAAGAUGUCACACCUAAUUUUUUUCAAUUUGAAAAAAGUUUCCAUUGCACAAGAUGUCACACCUCAUUUUUUCAAUUUUCAAAGUGAGGGGGAGUGUUCAAAAAGGAGGAGAGUUCAGAUUGGGGGAGAAUUCAGAAAAGGCGGAGAGUUCUGCCGCAACGUACUUGAUGCUGCAUUAGGGCAGUUUAUCACGUAUUUUGGGGUAUUUUACGUGUAUUACAGCAAUAAUAUCAAGGCAAACCUACGGAUAUUUGCUUUUUGGAACAAUGUUUUUCAUCAAUCUAUUAAAUUUGGAUAAAAACAUCAAAAAACAAAAACGAUAUGUUAACCAAGCGAUAUGGGCAUGAAAAUAAACCACCUAGGGCAGAAAAGCACGGGGAAUUUUUAGGUGAAGAAAUUAUUUGGCUACACUUGACGGUUUUCGCGGCAGGACCCAUGGAAAAAUUUUUCUAUUCUUUUGGGACACCCUGUAAUUUCCAUUUAUUUUUCAGUAGUAUUCUACGCAGUGAUGUUCUUCUGGAACGCGUUUGUCUUCUUCUUCCACGCAACGCUCUCGUAUCUACAAGAAGUGCUUCCCGAAGACAUUGAAUUCCCGUUUAAGGUGACCAACUGGAGCGAAUAUUUGAGGCAAUGGAAGGCCUUCAAUGCCGAGGGAUUUUCUUUCGAUCCGCAAACGUAAGAAAUCCAUUUUUCUAAAUACGAAAUGCUCAAGAUACGAAGCUCGGAUUUUCUUCAAAUUUUGCACAUACAUUGGGUAUAGGUCAUAUAUCAAGUCCUGAAAAUUUUAGCUCGCGUUUUGCAGGCACAGCCGAGAUAUUGAACGAUUUUUCUCGACGAGAGAGUACAGAAAAUGAGGAGGGUGGUCAGAGAAAAAUCUUUUUUUUGGUCGUAUCUUUGCCAGUUGCUCGCAAAAAAAAUAUUUUUUUGUGGAAGCAUUACACUCUGUGAUAGAAAUAAGCAUGAAUAAUUUUUUCAUAACAAAAUCCGCAAAAAAAUAUUAAAUUUUUACGAGAGAGUAUGGGAAAUGAGGAGAACGGUCAGAGAAAAAUCUUUUUUUGGCCGUAUCUUUGCCAGUUGCGAGCAAAAAAAUUGGUUUUAUGUGAGAAAAAUUUGUCAUACAUUUGCAUCAGAAUGCCAAUUUGUCAUUUUGAAAAUUUCAAAAAAAAAUUCGGGAUUUUUAAAAAUUUUUUUUUUUUUUUUUUUUUUGAAAUCUCGAUUAUUUCUGCAAAAAGGGAACUAAAAAUUUUGUAAAUGUCUUAGAAAAUUCUUAUUUAAAUUUGCAUAAACAAAAAAAAUUAAAAAAAAAUUUUUUUUUUGAUUUUUGAUAUUAAUUUCAGAUUCCUUCUGUACGGCGAAAAUUCACAACGUUCCGAGAGCAUCACAACCGAAAACUUGGUGGAAAACGAAGUCCUGAACCCCAACGGAAUCGAGAAUGCGUUGUUCGAGAUGGACCCCAUCGAUCAGCCGGCCCCAACCAGCUCCUCGAACUCCACGCCCACCUACAGUUUGGCCGAGACAGAAUCGGUGGACAACCGCGCCUCCUACAUCGACAUCCCCGGAGGCAGUGUGUCGCAGGCGAGUGAGGGGAAGAGGUCGAAAGGCCACCUGGAAGAGGAGCUGUACACGCUGCGGCGAGCGGUUUUCUUUGUUUUUGCCAUUUUCGCCCUGAUCAUGGCCCUGAUUUUCCUAAUUUAA
Messenger RNA from Bursaphelenchus xylophilus (pine wood nematode), 17436 nucleotides. NCBI's taxonomy places the organism in Eukaryota, Metazoa, Nematoda, Chromadorea, Rhabditida, Aphelenchoididae. The record is from the annotation of a GenBank genome assembly.